This is a messenger RNA of Equus caballus (horse), 7302 nucleotides long. Lineage: Eukaryota; Metazoa; Chordata; Mammalia; Perissodactyla; Equidae. The record is from RefSeq and is a predicted model, not a curated record.
UUGCCUGUCUAAGCUUCAGUUACUUUAUCUGUAAAAUGAGGUUGUAAUAUUUACCUUUAAAGGUUACAUGAGGCUUUGAAAUAACAUUUUUGAAGUCCCUGACAUGUUAUAAAUUUUCAAUAAAUUGAAGCUGUUAUUUUUACGGCAUGAUUAUUAUAAGUUCUGAUCUCAGUGAUAUGAUGUGUAUUUGGAAUAAGCCUGAUGUUUGUCUACAUAUAGGGUGAUGUGUCUUCCCGAAAGAGGGGCACACAGGUAGUCUUACCACUCCCCAAUUGUCUCUGUACAAGCUUUCUACCAGGAGGUGGUUCUCCCAGAGGGGAAAAUUUGUUGGUCAGCUUGUUAGUAUUUGCUACUGAAGUAGAAUUAGAGGUUUUGACUCGAUCUCUGAACGAAGCCAUCUGAUGGAGAAUCUGAGGUUUGAUCAUGGCCAUAACCACUGUAUCUGGGUGAGUUACUUCACCUUCCUGGCCUUCGGAUUAUUCUGAGGUGAAAACUAUGCUGAAGACUGAAUGCGCUACUGCAGUGAAGGAAUUAGCACCAUACCUCUGGUCCUCAGGAAAUUUUAUUUCCUCCUUUCCUAGUCUAUAAAGUUAAGCCUUUUCAUUAGUUUUUUCAUUGUAAGAUCAUUGCCAACUUCGGUAUUCAGUUUCAAUAUGAUUUUAUAGAAUUUGUUAUACUUCAUGCUUUGGCAUCCACAUGGAAUUUUUGCAUCUUGAUUUCUUGUGUCAUCAGGGAAAUUUUAGUCCAACAAAGCAGUAUUUUAAUACUGUUGAAUAUUAACAUUUAUCUUCUCACAAUUAGUUAAACCAGACUGCCCAGACUGUGGAGAAAAGAGUAGAUAUUUGAAGCAUGUACAUAAGGAUUGCCAUUUGCCAAAAAUUCAAAUUCAUUGAUUAGUCACGGCCAAACAUUUUGGGAUCAUCUAAGGACUUAGGGAAAUUAAUCCAAUUAUAUGGAUAUAUUUCCUUUGUGAAUCCUAUUGAUGACUGUUUGGGAAAAACAGAAUAUGAAAACACAAAUACGGUUCAGAGAGAAAUCUUUUAAGCCAAAAAGACUAUGAAAGGUUUUGCUAUAAUCCACUCAGAAAUUCUGAAAGGUAGAUUAGAUGUAUCAUCCUUGCUUUAACCACUGAGGAAAUUAAAACACCAAAAGAAUGAGAGAUUCAUCUAUCUCUUAGCACGGCAGGGACAAGCCAGCAUUAGAAUGCAAAUGGCACUGCUAUCAGCACAUAUAUAGAAAAAUGUGCAGCCAAAAGGUAUAUUUAAAACAUCCCUAGUGUUAAUUGGUUCAGUUGGAGUAUAUUUUCCCUCUUACUGUUCAAUAAUUCAUUGCUGUUUAGCUCUAGUAGGCGCUAUAACAACCAUAGAAUGUCAAACAUACAAGGGUCCUUGGAAGUCGGAGACCAUCCCCUGGAUUUCACAAAGGAAAUGACUGAAAGCAAGAGAAGGAAAGAGACAGCUGUCCACACAACCACACUAUGCGAUCUCCAACCUGAGCAUAUGCCAGUUGACAUGGGAACACUGAGGCCAGCAAUUUAAGGAUUUUCACAUUUGCUUGCAGUGGUUUUUGACCACACGGACCAACCUUCUUCAAGGUAGCUAAGCGGGAUUUCUGAGAACGGGCUGCUCUGACUUCAUCUUAGCCCACCAUGAGGUUCUUCCUGCUUUGUGCCUACAUGCUGCUCCUGAUGAUUUCCCAGUUGAGGGCAGUCAGCUUCCCCGAAGACGAUGAACCCCUUAAUACUGUUGACUAUCACUAUUCAAGGCAAUAUCCGGUUUUUAGAGGACGCCCUUCAGGCAAUGAGUCACAGCACAGGCUGGACUUUCAGCUGAUGUUGAAAAUUCGAGACACACUUUAUAUUGCUGGCAGGGAUCAAGUUUAUACAGUAAAUUUAAAUGAAAUCCCCAAAACAGAAGUCAUACCAAGCAAGAAACUGACAUGGCGAUCAAGACAACAGGAUCGAGAAAACUGUGCCAUGAAAGGCAAGCAUAAAGAUGAAUGCCACAACUUUAUUAAAGUAUUUGUUCCGAGAAACGAUGAGAUGGUUUUUGUUUGUGGUACCAAUGCGUUUAAUCCCAUGUGUAGAUACUAUAGGUUGAAUACCUUAGAGUAUGAUGGGGAAGAAAUUAGUGGCCUGGCAAGAUGCCCAUUUGAUGCCAGACAAACCAAUGUUGCCCUUUUUGCUGAUGGGAAGCUGUAUUCUGCCACAGUGGCUGACUUCCUGGCCAGUGAUGCUGUUAUUUAUCGAAGCAUGGGCGAUGGAUCUGCCCUUCGUACAAUAAAAUAUGAUUCCAAAUGGAUAAAAGAGCCACACUUUCUUCAUGCCAUAGAAUAUGGAAACUAUGUCUAUUUCUUCUUUCGAGAAAUUGCUGUAGAGCACAAUAAUUUGGGCAAGGCUGUAUAUUCCCGUGUGGCCCGCAUAUGUAAAAAUGACAUGGGUGGCUCCCAGCGGGUCCUGGAGAAACACUGGACUUCAUUUCUGAAGGCUCGACUUAACUGUUCUGUCCCCGGAGAUUCGUUUUUCUACUUUGAUGUCCUGCAGUCCAUUACAGACAUAAUACAAAUCAAUGGCAUCCCCACUGUGGUGGGGGUGUUCACCACCCAGCUCAACAGCAUUCCUGGUUCUGCAGUCUGUGCAUUUAGCAUGGAUGACAUUGAAAAAGUAUUCAAAGGACGGUUUAAAGAACAGAAAACUCCGGAUUCUGUGUGGACGGCAGUCCCUGAAGACAAAGUACCAAAGCCAAGGCCUGGGUGUUGUGCAAAGCAUGGCCUCGCUGAAGCAUAUAAAACCUCCAUCGAUUUCCCGGAUGAAACCCUGUCCUUCAUCAAGUCCCACCCCCUGAUGGACUCCGCCGUCCCACCCAUUGCCGACGAGCCCUGGUUCACAAAGACUCGGAUCAGGUACAGACUGACGGCCAUCGCUGUCGACCAUUCUGCUGGACCCUACCAGAACUACACAGUCAUCUUUGUUGGCUCAGAAGCUGGCGUGGUACUUAAAGUUUUGGCAAAGACCAGUCCUUUCUCUUUGAAUGACAGCGUGUUACUGGAAGAGAUUGAAGCAUACAACCAUGCAAAGUGUAAUGCUGAGAAUGAGGAGGACAGAAAGGUCAUCUCAUUACAGUUGGAUAAAGAUCAUCAUGCUUUAUAUGUGGCAUUCUCCAGCUGCGUUAUUCGCAUCCCCCUCAGUCGCUGUGAGCGUUAUGGAUCAUGUAAAAAAUCUUGUAUUGCAUCUCGGGACCCGUACUGUGGCUGGUUAAGCCAGGGCAUCUGUGGCAGAGUGACCCCAGGGAUGCUGCUGUUAACCGAAGACUUCUUUGCUUUCCAUAACCACAGCGUUGGAGGAUAUGAACAGGACACAGAAUAUGGUUACACGGCCCAUCUAGGGGACUGCCAUGAAAUUUUGCCUACUUCAACUACACCAGAUUACAAAAUAUUUGGCGGUCCAACAUCUGACAUGGAGGUAUCUUCAUCUUCUGUUACCACAAUGGCAAGUAUCCCAGAAAUUACACCUAAAGUGAUUGAUACCUGGAGACCUAAACUGACGAGCUCCCGGAAAUUUGUAGUUCAAGAUGACCCAAACACUUCUGAUUUUACUGAUCCUUUAUCAGGUAUCCCAAAGGGUGUACGAUGGGAAGUCCAGUCUGGAGAGUCCAACCAGAUGGUCCACAUGAAUGUCCUCAUCACCUGUGUCUUUGCCGCUUUUGUUUUGGGUGCAUUCAUUGCAGGUGUGGCAGUAUACUGCUAUCGUGACAUGUUUGUUCGGAAAAACAGAAAGAUCCAUAAAGAUGCAGAAUCUGCCCAGUCGUGCACAGAUUCCAGUGGCAGUUUUGCCAAACUGAAUGGUCUCUUUGACAGCCCGGUCAAGGAAUAUCAGCAGAAUAUCGAUUCUCCCAAAUUGUAUAGUAACCUGCUGACCAGUAGGAAAGAGCUGCCACCCAAUGGAGAUACUAAAUCCAUGGUAAUGGACCAUCGAGGCCAACCUCCUGAGCUGGCUGCUCUCCCCACACCUGAGUCUACACCUGUGCUUCACCAGAAGACUCUGCAGGCCAUGAAGAGCCACUCAGACAAGGCUCACGGCCAUGGAGCUUCAAGGAAAGAAACUCCCCAGUUUUUUCCCUCUAGUCCUCCACCACAUUCCCCAUUAAGUCAUGGGCAUAUCCCCAGUGCCAUUGUUCUUCCUAAUGCUACCCAUGACUACAACACAUCUUUCUCAAACUCCAAUGCUCACAAAGCUGAGAAGAAGCUACAAAACAUUGACCACUCUCUUACAAAAUCAUCCAGUAAAAGAGAUCACCGGCGUUCUGUCGAUUCCAGAAACACCCUCAAUGAUCUCCUGAAGCAUCUAAAUGACCCAAAUAGUAACCCCAAAGCCAUCAUGGGAGAUAUCCAAAUGGCCCACCAGACCCUCAUGCUGGAUCCUAUGGGACCUAUGUCAGAGGUCCCACCCAAGGUCCCUAACCGGGAGGCAUCACUAUACUCUCCUCCUUCAACUCUCCCCAGAAAUAGCCCAACCAAGCGAGUGGACGUCCCCACCACUCCUGGAGUCCCAAUGACUUCUCUGGAAAGACAACGGGGAUAUCACAAAAAUUCCUCCCAGAGGCACUCCAUAUCCGCUAUGCCUAAAAACUUAAAUUCACCAAAUGGUGUUUUGUUAUCUAGACAGCCUAGUAUGAACCGUGGAGGGUACAUGCCCACCCCAACAGGGGCGAAGGUGGACUACAUUCAGGGAACACCAGUGAGUGUUCAUCUGCAGCCUUCUCUCUCCAGACAGAGCAGCUACACCAGUAAUGGCACCCUUCCUAGGACGGGACUAAAGAGGACACCGUCUUUAAAACCUGAUGUGCCACCAAAGCCUUCAUUUGUUCCUCAAACCACAUCUGUCAGACCACUGAACAAAUACACUUACUAGGCCUCAAGUGUGCUAUUCCCCAUGUGGCUUUAUCCUGUCCUUGUUGUUGAGAGGAUGAUGUUGUAAGGGUACCUUAAGACAAGAGACUCGCUUGUAUUUUAAGAGAACCAAGUGGCCAAAGAAACUCUUUCUAACUUUGGCAACAGAACUUGCCACAUGUAGCUACUGCAGCAAGGCUUCUGUGUACUUGUCUGAAACAAAGGAAGGUGCUGGUCAUUCCAUUUCUUUUGUUUGAAGCUAAAGUGAUGUGUAGCUCCAAGGGGCUACCUUACCAGUUUAAAGAGCUGAUACAGUACUCAGAAUAAUCUGUGAGCAAAUACUUGAAAAUGGGUUCAACUUAGACUGCCAUUAUGUGUGGUCUUCCCAUUAAAUGUGAACAUUUUAAUAUGUAUGCAUUCACCUUGCCUCUUGCACAAAUGUCAAAAAACAAUGGUAAUGUCUCAAAGAAAUGAACUUGUAGAUUACCAAACAAUUUGCUAAAACUUCAGUCUUUGACCCAAACUGUAGCAUUUUUUUCAUGUGUGGCAUUUUUUUCACGCCACCAAUGAUCUGUGUUGUGUGUGUGUGUGCACGUGUGCGUGGGUGCGUGCGUGUGUGUUCUGUACCCACUAGGAUCUGUUUAGGUGCCCUUUGCAUCUUCUUGUGCUAUGGAGUUGUUUACAUUGAGCAUGACUGAACAAGAGACCAUAACUUCUUCCUACAGCAGUCCAUUGGGUUCAGCUUUGAGAAAGAAAGAAAAUCGAGGCUGAUUUGACCGUCAGAAUGAUUAACUUGACUUACGUGGUACCCAAUGCCAGAAUGUAAAAGUUCUAAGUAAUUUUGUGCUGCUAUUCAUUAAAACUUCUAUUACAGUCUUGCCAGCUUCAGGAGAUCGAGAUGUUAAGAGGUAUCUUUGAUUAAUCCACCAGUAUUCGGUAGUAAAAUUUACCUGUCCACUGUGAAUCCAAGCCUGAAUCACUCUAUUUAACCUUGGACACAUUAAUAAGGUUUUCUUUUGAUUGUGUUUACUUUCUCCUUUAACUCCUCCUACCCCCAAGAUAAAAAAAUGAAAUAAGACAGAAGACAAAAGAAGGAGACGUGGAAGGAAUUGUAAUUGGCUUAACAGAAACAGUCUUUGAAAGCCUAACAGUGGUGCAAUCAUGUUGUCUAUGUCGUGUUUUGUGAGAAUUCUCUCCUAAGUCAUGCAGGUAAUGACAAUAUACUGUAAAUAUUACAUGUGCGUUUACCUGGAUCUGUGCAUUUUGUGCCUUAUUCAUGAGAAUGAUAGAAGUACUAAAAUAUGUCAAGUGUUUUCAGUAUAGCACAUCAUUUACUGAGUGCCAGUUGUAAAUGUUUUUCAACCAGCACCUGAAAAGACUUUUAAAAACUCAUAAAACCAACCUAGAACAAUUAAUCGUAAAACAAUCCACCCAAAUAGCAGCAUUACACCCUUUGCCAUGGUAAACAUUCCACUCCUGCUUUCCUAAGGAUGAAACAGUGAUAAUGUGAAGUCAAAUGAGGUUUCCCGGGCAAGGUGACACCUGUGGAAAUCAUAUAGAGUCAUUUAUUCGUAGUUUUGCAAAAGCCUCUUACAGUUGAUGAUGUGCAAACCCAACGACUGUUUCAGUUAAUAUGCUGCACACCACACCAUGGUUUAUUGAACCUAAUCUAGAAAGUAUCAAGGCAGAGGAAUACUCCUGACUUAGUCAGACAAAUAAGUUCAACUGAUUUCUUGUGACAACGCUGAUGAUAUAUAUUACUUGGGGGAGGAUGGGGUGCAGAAGACCAGAGCAUUUUUAUAGAGAAUGUAGAAUACUGAUACUGUUACUCUUUUCCUUUGAGAAUAUUGUUUUAUAAAGAACGUGAUUCCCUGAGAUCUCUGGAAGCUCAAAAGCUAGAACUUCUGUUCUUGAAACACUUCAGCUUUGCAACUAAAAUAUUACAGAUUAAUAAUAAAUUAAACCAACCAACGAUAAACAGUACUCAGUUCACCGCCGACAAACGUGUUUGAAUUCACCUGACCAAUAUUAAUCCCGGCGUGCGGAACGCGGAACAGUAACUCUAUGUGAACCCGGAUAACAUUUUGUAACAUUGUGCUGCCUUGUAGUUUGUAAUGUGAGUUCCUAUCAGUAUUUAUGUUGAAAUUUCUAACAUAAAAUGUAGUCUCUAUCCUGUUAAUUUAAUUUUUAAAUGCUUUAUCCAUUUGUGCAAAGGUAAACACAGAUUGUAUCUUUUUUAACGGUACGGCAUAAAAAGUAACCCUCAAGUGAAGUGGCUCUAUACUGUUUUAUAGAGUACUUUAACAUGUAUAGAGAUCUUGUAAACUUGUAUUGUGGAUGUGUAAAUAAUAUGUACUUUGGGUUUUUAACACCGCAUGUAAAGUCAAAAUAAAAUAUACAAAUCAUUAUAUCCUG